GCUCUCAAACCGGAGUGCCAGCUGCCCGUCCUGGAAGGAUGCCAAGCGUGCAUGACUUUUUAUCCCCGAGCCUGUGGCUCCUUGCGAGGCAAAUUGGCCACCUAUUUCCUGUCUUGCAUGGAUGCCGAAACGCCUCACCUGCAGCAGCUGGCCUGCGAGUGCUACGCGCUCCUGCCUUCCCUGGGCGCAGGAUUCGCACAGGGGUUCAAGUACCGGGAGUCGUGGGAGCAGCAAGCGCAUUCUCUGGUGGCCACCCUGCACCGCCUCCUGGGCACGCUGUACGAGGGGGCCGAGACGGAACCGCCGCACUACGACGGGCCUGGCGAAGAGGUCGUGCUGCCACCGUGGGAGGACGAGGCCAGCCCGCUGCUCCUGGCCAAACACCGCUUUGCGGCCUUGGCCAAUUGCCUCUGCCGGAUGCUGAGGAACGAUUUUGGGGCACCCGUGGCGGUCCCCGCCCAGGCCAUCCUGGACCUCGUUUGCCGAGCCCUCGACGUCUCGGUCAAGAGUAUGGUGAGGAGGGACUGCGGCCCCCGCUUGGUGCGUUUCGGGGGAGCCCUCGUCCGCCUCUUCCCGCAGGUGCUGAACACUUGGCGAGCCGGCCAGGAGUUCCCUUCGCCCGGGCUGCAGCGGCCUUACAGCGCGGUUCGGGCCCGGCUGUACCAGGUGCUGGAUCUGUGGGUCCAAGUGGCCGGAGCGGCCUCGGGGCUCCUUCUGGGGCACAGCAGCCAAAGCGACGCCCUCCUGGGACACUUGAUCCAGGACAUCAGCCCCCCGAGCGACGCCCUGAAGAUCCAGCCAAGCCCCGCCUUGGAGGGGAAACCCAGCGCCGCGAAGAAAGCCAAACUCUCUCCGGCGAGCGGCCUGGGCUGCCCGUUCCGCAAGCACGACCCUCAGGCCAACAGCGACGUGUGCCUGGCGGCUCUGCAAGGCCUGAGCCGGGCCAUCCUCACCUCGGGCAGCCUGAUGAGAGAGCAGCUACACACGAGGCUGCAAGAGCUGGCCAUCCCGCUGCUGAUCCGGCUGGGCCAGGCCGACCUGCCUCUGGGUUCCCCCUACGCCAGCGCCGGCUGCCGACGCGAACUCUACCGUCUGCUGCUGGCCCUCAGCCUGGCGCCCGCCCCUUCCUGCCCGCCGCCUCUGCACUGCGCCGUCCGGUUGCUGAGCCAGGGCCGGACGGAUCCCAACCUCCUGGUCUCGUCCUUCUGCACGGAGGCCUCGGUCAUCUGCAACGCCCUACUACACCCUCGCGUGCCCUCUCUGCAGAUGCCGCUCCCCGGCCCUCCCGCUCACCUGCCGGGCUCCUCGCAGGUCUCCCCGGCGGUGGCGGCGGCGGCCGCAGCGGCUGCCAGCCUGUCCCCCUUCUGCCCGGCCGUCCCAGGGCCUUUCCCCGCCCUCCGGCCGCUCCCUCCGGCCCCCGGGCCUCUCCCGGCUAGCUUGCUGGGCCUCCCCUUGUCGGGGCUGACCGCUCCCCCGCUGCCUCCCCGGCUUCUCCCCGAGGAUCCCCUUCCCCCUCCCUCCCCGGGCCCCGGCGAGGCGUCGGCCCUGGGCCCCGGCGCCAAGCUGCGGCGCUCCGUCUUCGUCCAUUACGACAAGGAGGAAGAGGAGGACGUGGAGAUCUCGCUGGAGAGCGACUCGGACGACAGCGUGGUCAUCGUGCCCAAGGGGCAGCUGGGGAAGGCGGCCGUUGCUGUUGCCGCGGCCCCGAACUCGGCCCCGGGGCCCGCGCCUCCCGCCCCACCGCCCCCGCCCGCCCCGCCCGCCCCCCCUCCUCUCCCCACACCCCCUUUGGUGGCCUGUGAGGAGGCCGCCCCAGAGCCCCCGGCGGCCCUGACUCUGGCGAUCCCCCCGCCGGCCCCGGCCGCACCGGUCCUGCCGCCUUCCCCGGUGGCCGUAGCCGCCGAAGCCCCCUUGCCUCCGGCGCUGCUGGAGGAGGACCCCACCGUCAUCAACAUCAACAGCAGCGAGGAAGAGGAGGAGGAGGAAGAGGAGGAGGAGGAUUUCCCCGAGGACGAAUUCCUGGACGAGGAAGAGGAGGAG
This is a messenger RNA of Pseudonaja textilis, 2040 nucleotides long. NCBI's taxonomy places the organism in Eukaryota, Metazoa, Chordata, Lepidosauria, Squamata, Elapidae. The record is from RefSeq and is a predicted model, not a curated record.